Molecule: messenger RNA, 2234 nt
Organism: Lotus japonicus
Lineage: Eukaryota; Viridiplantae; Streptophyta; Magnoliopsida; Fabales; Fabaceae
Product: protein NUCLEAR FUSION DEFECTIVE 4
Exons: 3
Coding region: 116-1804 (562 amino acids)
Cellular component (GO): membrane
Source: RefSeq, a predicted model, not a curated record
AAAGCAUGACUUGAAAACUACUCACAACUAGAAUGGAAAAAAUGCAAAACACCUUGAGAGAAACUUGGAAUUAGCUAUGAUCAACUAAAAUCGUUGGACUUGAAUAUCUUUGACAAUGCCCAAGUUGGUUCUAAAAGCUGGGAGCAGACCUCCAUGGGUGGGUCUUGCAGCUGCAGUUUGGGUUCAAAUAGCUGCUGGCAAUGUCUACAACUUUCCCCUCUACUCUUCUGCUCUCAAAUCCGUGUUGGGUCUCAACCAGCAGCAGGUGUCUUUUCUCGGAGUGGCUAAUGAUGUUGGGGAGAGUGUGAGCCUGCUUCCUGGUCUUGCUAGCAAUAAGUUCCCACCUUGGGCUUUGCUUCUUGUUGGUUCUGUUCUUUCUUUCUUGGGUUAUGGCCUUAUCUGGCUUGCUGUUACCCAAACUGUUUCCAGCCUUCCCUAUGUGGUGCUAUGGCUCGCUCUUGCUGUUGCCACUAACAGCGGUGCAUGGUUUGGCACGGCCGUGCUUGUUACCAACAUGAGGAACUUUCCUCUCAGUAGAGGCACCAUCUCUGGCAUUCUCAAAGGUUAUGUGGGGAUUAGUGCUGCAGUGUAUACAUUAAUAUAUAGCACACUGCUUAAAGGGUCUGCUUCUAAAUUACUCUUGUUCCUAGCAAUCGGGGUCUCUAUUGUGUGUUUAGUUAUGAUGUACUUCAUUAGGCCUUGCACUCCUCCUUCAGGAGAAGACUCUUCAGUGCAUGUCCAUUUUAUUUAUACCCAAGCUGCAAGUGUUUUACUUGCCUCCUAUCUUGUUACAACCACAGUAGCAUGUGACAUUGUUUCCAUAAGUGAUUCUGUUUCCUACAUCCUAGUUGCCAUAAUGGUUAUACUUCUGAUGACUCCCCUUGCAAUUCCUGUUAAAAUGACACUAUUUCCUUCCGAUGCAAAGAACAAAGUUCCAACGGUUAGUUCCUCAGAUCAGUUAGAUGAUGUUUCAAUGCAGACAAGUCCAUUGUUGACACCAUCUUCUUCAACUGCAUACCUUGAAAGUUUUCAUGAAAGUGAGGAUACUUCAGAUGUUGAGACUCUUAUUGCAGAGGGGGAAGGAGCAGUUAGAAAGAAAAGGAGGCCUAAAAGAGGAGAUGAUUUCAAGUUUUUUGAAGCCUUGGUCAAGGCAGAUUUCUGGCUUCUUUGGUUUUCUUACUUUCUUGGAGUAGGCUCAGGAGUAACAGUUCUCAAUAAUUUAGCUCAAAUUGGAGUUGCUUUGGGAGUAGAAGAUACCAGCAUAUUGCUGUCUGUUUUCAGCUUUUGCAACUUUAUAGGGCGUCUUGGUGCUGGCAUUGUUUCUGAACACUUUGUUAGGUUGGUAACACUGCCAAGGACAUUUUGGAUGACAAGUACACAAAUCAUUAUGAUCAUAGCAUUUUUACUUUAUGCUUCAGCUCUGGAUGGCACUCUUUAUGCUGCAACGGCUGUGCUUGGGAUCUGCUAUGGGGUUCAAUAUUCUAUAAUGUUUCCAACUGUCUCAGAGCUUUUUGGUUUGAAGCACUUUGGUGUUAUUAGUAGCUUCAUUAUGCUAGGCAAUCCGGUUGGUGCCCUUCUUUUCUCUGUUUUCCUUGCUGGCAAUGUGUAUGACACAGAAGCUGCAAAGCAAGGAAACUCCACCUGCUAUGGCGCAGAUUGCUUCAGGCUCACCUUUCUUGUUUUGGCUGGUGCCUGUGGACUUGGUACCAUCUUGAGCAUCAUCUUGACAGUUAGAAUACGACCGGUAUAUCAAAUGUUGUAUGCAGGGGGUUCAUUUCGUCUGUCGCGGACUUCAAACCACUGAUAGCAUGUUUGGUUUCAUGUUUGCACAGAGUCCAAUGAAUAUUUACUACUUAUGAGAUUGGAAAGAUUAUAGGUGAUGCUUGGUACAAGAUUUAUCAAAUAUCUUGAGCUAUUCUUCAAUGAGCAUAUAGCAAACACUCUAAGCAUAUUUAUGGCUUUGAUGUGUUAUUUUGGCUUAUAUGGGAUACAAUUAUGGGAAAUUGUCUACUCUUUUUGUGAUCUUCAGAAUGUGGUCAGGGUCUUUUGGAGAUAGAUUUGUGAACUUCCCAAUAUUUAAACAAUUUUUGUUGUGUCAUACCAUGAUGCUAUAUUGGAAAUUAUAGGUGAUGCUUUACAUUCCCUAAAAUUUCCCCUAGUUUCUUCAGGAUCUUGUAUAUAAAUUGAAAUUGCUAAAGGGUUCUCUCAUGGCAUAUUUAAGUGUUUUUGGUUUU